AUGACCUCCGCGAUCGAGAAACUGUCCGCGUACGCGCGCCCGUCGGCGUGGGCACUCGAGCCAGAGUCCUCGACGUUCGCGCCAAGCUCGAAGUGGUCGAACAAGGACAUGGACCCCGUUCCGCCCCAGAAGCGGACGUGGUCCACCUUCAACUACGUCGCGUACUGGGUCUCGGACGCCACGAACUCGGCGGUGUGGGAGCUCGCGUCGAGCAUGCUCGCUAUCGGGCUGUCAUGGCGUCAGGCGCUGCCCGCGAUUGCGGUCGGGCACAUAAUCAUCUCGGUGGUGAUGGUCCUCAACGGCACUAUCGGAGCACGGUUGCACGUCGGUUUUCCGGUCCUCAAUCGGUCCUCGUUCGGGUUCUGGUUCAGCUACUUCAGCGUCAUCUCGCGUGUCAUCCUGUCCAUGUUCUGGUUCGGCAUCCAAACCUACACCGGCUCGGAGUGUGUGUACCAGAUGUUGAAGGCGAUCUGGCCGUCUCUCGCUCGGUUGCCGAACCACUUACCUGAGAAUGCGAACAUCACGACUGCAGGAAUGAUGUGCUACUUCUUGUACUGGCUCAUCCAAUUUCCUUUCAUGCUCAUCUCGCCGCAGAAGAUUCGAUGGCUCUUCGUUGUGAAGGUCUUCAUCGUCCCCCCCGCAUGGCUCGCCAUGCUUAUCUGGGCGUUUGUCAAAGUCCCGGCGAACAAGGGCCUGUUCGACCAGCACUCGUCGCUGUCGGGCAGCGCGCUGUCGUACGCAUGGCUGAAUGCGCUCAACAGCGCCCUCGGAAUCUACUCGACGCUCGCGGUCAACAUCCCCGACUUUACGCGUUACGCGAAGAACGAGAAAGCGCAAUACGUCCAGCUCAUCAUCAUCCCCGUCAUGUUCACGCUCAUCGGGUUCACCGGCAUCGCGGUCACCUCCGCCGGCAUGGUGCUCUACGGGAAGGUGCUCUGGGACCCGCUCACGCUGAUCAACGAAUGGGACAACCGCGCGGCGGCCUUCUUCGCCGCGUCCUCCUUCCUCCUCGCCACCCUCGGCACGAACAUCUCCGCGAACUCGCUCUCGGCCGCGAACGACAUGACCGUCCUCUUCCCGCGCUACAUCGACAUCCGGCGCGGCCAGGUCCUCUGCGCGAUCCUCGGCGGCUGGGCCCUCGCGCCCUGGGAGAUCCUCGCGAGCGCGUCCGGCUUCCUGUCGUUCAUGAGCGGCUACAAGGUCUUCCUCGGGCCCUUCGCGGGGAUCAUGGUGGCGGACUACUGGAUCGUGCACAAGGGCAAGGUGGACGUGCCGUCGAUGUACCGCCCCCACGGCCGGUACCGGUACACGGGCGGCUUCAACUGGCGGGCGGUCGUCACGAUCCUCGUCUCCGUCCCGCCGAACCUGCCCGGGCUCAUCAACUCGAUCAACCCGAAGAUCGCGGUGGGCGGGGCGACGAAGGUCUUCAGCUUCGCGUGGCUGUUUGGGUUCUUCGUCUCGCUGGUCGUGUACUCGGUUCUCUCGUUGGUGUGGCCGGCGGAGGAGACGUUCAUCGAGGAGGCGAUCACGAGCGAGGACGCGGACGCGGUGAGCGAGAGCUCUUCCCACGUCGAGAAGGGCGUCGACGCGGAUGCGAGGGCUGCGUAG
Molecule: messenger RNA, 1608 nt
Organism: Epithele typhae
Lineage: Eukaryota; Fungi; Basidiomycota; Agaricomycetes; Polyporales; Epitheliaceae
Product: NCS1 nucleoside transporter family
Exons: 8
Coding region: 1-1608 (535 amino acids)
Biological process (GO): nucleobase transport; transmembrane transport
Cellular component (GO): plasma membrane
Molecular function (GO): nucleobase transmembrane transporter activity
Source: RefSeq, a predicted model, not a curated record